UGCACUAUGGGUUUGGCCACAUUAUAAACAGUCUUUGUGCCAUGUCAGUCCUUCAGACGCCUGCCUCCUGGAGACAUGUCUGUGAAAACCUGGUCUCUUAGGUUUCUGGGUAAAACAAUGAAACACUCAUUCCCUAAUUUCCUCUUCUUGGGUGGAAUAGCGGCAGGAUUUUUUAUGCUAAAUACUUCCAUAAGUUUUUUGACAACUAAUAAAGUAAAUGAAAUUCUAUCUCCCAUAACUCCUAUUACAAAUGUAGACAUAAGCGUUGCCACAAAUCUCACCCAGAGAGUCAGGCUGUUAUGUUGGAUUUUAACAGCACCCCAGUUCCUGGAAUCUAGAGCCAAGCAUGUCAAUGCUGCCUGGGCCAAACGCUGCAAUAUAGUGCUGUACAUGAGCUCAGAGAAUUCAGACUUCCCUACAGUGAAGCUCAAUGUGUCUGAGGGCCGAGAUCAACUCUACUGGAAAACCAUCCGGGCCUUCCAGUACCUCCACCAACAUCACCUGGAUGAUGCGGACUGGUUCCUCAAAGCAGAUGAUGACACGUUUGUUGUUCCUGAGAACCUGCGCUAUUUGUUGUCAAAAUACAACACAGAGGAUCCUGUCUAUUUAGGCCGCAGGUUUAAGCCAUUUAUUGCUCAGGGUUACAUGAGUGGUGGAGCAGGGUACGUCCUGAGCAGAGAAGCACUGCGGAGGUUUGUGGCGGGACACGCAAGCGGACUCUGUACUCACUUCUCAGAAAUUGAGGACAUGGCUUUGGGCAGAUGCAUGAGGACCAUGAAUGUUUCACCUGGUGAUUCCAGAGAUUUCCUAAAAAGGCAAACCUUUCACGCUUUUCCUCCAGACAAACACAUGGAUAAGCUGUCGCCUAACAAGUGGAACAACUACUUUUUGUAUGAAUACUACAAACAUGUUGCGGGUCCUUCAUGCUGCUCAGAUUUUGCAGUGUCCUUUCAUUACAUUCACCCAGUGGAGAUGUACACCCUGCAGUACUUCACCUACCAUCUCCGCCCGUAUGGAUACAAGCACAGACUUGGAGCAGAAUUUGCUGCACAUAAUAAAACUGUAUGAUAUUCUCUGUCUUUUUUGUAGUAUUUAUCACUGCUUUUAUGGAGAUGCGGAUUUUAUUUUCCAGCAGGAGCAGCCUACACUAAAUAGUUGUGUGUUUCUAUUUUUUUUAUGUAUACAUUUUUUAUUCUCCUUUUAGGCCCACUCAUAUAAUUUUUUACAACAAAAAUGUACUUUAUUUAUUCUUAUAUGAAUCCAUUCAUGAAGGCACUUAAAAAAUCCAAUAGUAAACAACUUAACUGAUGAAAUGAUGCUUUCUCCCAUCUGUAACGGACUGUUGUAGUAGAAGAAGAAGAAUAUGAAUAAUAAUGGAUAUUUUUCUUACUAUUAUUGUUUAGUUACUAGUAAAUGUCAGAUCUUUUUAUACAAUCUAAAUACUGUAUAUGUGUAUCAUAUAUUUAUUUUAUUAAAUUGCAGAAUAGGU
Molecule: messenger RNA, 1489 nt
Organism: Astyanax mexicanus (Mexican tetra)
Lineage: Eukaryota; Metazoa; Chordata; Actinopteri; Characiformes; Acestrorhamphidae
Gene: c1galt1a
Product: core 1 synthase, glycoprotein-N-acetylgalactosamine 3-beta-galactosyltransferase 1a
Exons: 4
Coding region: 76-1068 (330 amino acids)
Cellular component (GO): membrane
Molecular function (GO): N-acetylgalactosaminide beta-1,3-galactosyltransferase activity
Source: RefSeq, a predicted model, not a curated record